This is a messenger RNA of Aspergillus sclerotioniger CBS 115572, 1533 nucleotides long. RefSeq names its product MFS general substrate transporter. Gene Ontology annotation, biological process: transmembrane transport. Bases 61 to 1533 code for a protein of 490 amino acids. The transcript is spliced from 6 exons. The record is from RefSeq and is a predicted model, not a curated record. Lineage: Eukaryota; Fungi; Ascomycota; Eurotiomycetes; Eurotiales; Aspergillaceae. Gene Ontology annotation, molecular function: transmembrane transporter activity.
AGAGAGAGGAGCACAAGCUUCACUGGUCUUGACCGCAGCACUUUGUCUGGAUGGCGGUUGAUGCUUCUAACCAUCGGUCUUUGCCUUUGUUGCUUUCUCUCGUCACUUGAUGCCAUCAUCGUCAGCACAUCCCUUACUACCAUUGCAAAGGACUUCCAGAAUCUCGAGAAAAGCAGCUGGGUGAUAUCGAGCUACUUGACCUGCUACUUCAGCUUCAUGAUCAUAUGGGCCAGGGUGAGCGACAUGAUAGGGCGAAAGCCCAUGCUCAUCACUGCCGUGAUUUUCUUUCUGGCCUUCUCUGGGGGCUGCGGCGGAGCCGGAACAAUGCUACAAUUGAUUAUCCUUCGUGCCUUUCAGGGUAUCGGUGGCGCUGGGAUAUUCAGCAUGGUGCCCAUUGUCGCUGCGGAGAUGGUCUCCCCCGACCGCUACGCGCUUUAUAACUCCAUCAUAUCCUUGACAAUUGCAGUCAGCUUCCUGCUUGGACUGUUAAUCGGGGGCGCUAUCUCAGACGGCACAACCUGGCGCUGGAUCUUCUAUAUCAAUCUCCCAGUUGGCGCCAUUGGUAUCGUUCUAAUUUACCUUACUAUGCCAGCCGCAUUCCCCGAUGUGUCAAAACCAACGUCCCUCUGGGGCGCUCCAAAGCCUGUCAAUUUUCACGGCAAAGUCGACUAUCCAGGAUUCUUCAUCCUCCUUGCUGCCUGUAUACUAUUAAUUGUGGCCAUCGAAGAAGCAGGAGUCUCGUUCGCGUGGGACUCGGCUCUUGUUAUCGUCUUCCUAGUUCUAUCUGUUGUUCUUCUCUGUGCAUUUUUGAGCUGGGAGUGGCACGUACACCGAAGCAAAUCCAUCAGAGAGUCCGUGUUCCCGUGGGAAUUUGUCAAAAACCGAGUCUUAAUGGGAACACUCCUAACUGCCCUACUAUCAGGCGUGCCAUUCAUGACACUGAUCCUGGAGCUGCCGGGACGGUUUCAAACCCUGAACAACAACUCAGGCCUAGAUGCAGGCAUCCAUAUCUUGCCCCUCACUCUGACAAUUGCUCUUGGUUCGGGCUUGACCGGCAGACUGACAGCCCGUGGCCGAGUGCCACCCUUCCUGGUGUUUGUGGUCGCCGCCAUACUGCAGGUGCUAGGCGUCGGACUGCUAUACUCCGUCCACCCAAGCACAGCCUUACCCGCGAGGCUUUACGGCUAUCAGAUCCUGUCUGGCCUGGGCAUCGGUCUAAGCUUGACCACCGCAAUGAUGGUAAUGCCGUCGAUAGUUGACAAACGAAACCUAUCCGUGGCCCUAGGCAGCAUCUCACAGCUAAGGAUCCUCGGAGGUGCCAUCGGAGUCUCAAUCGCCACGAACCUCUUGAAUAACACCGUAAAAAGCCGCCUGAAAUCCGAGCUACCGCUCAACAUCCUUGAAGACGUCUUGAAGGAUGUCGCCUCCAUGCAGAAACUCUCAGCGCAUGCACAAACGCUCGUUCGAGCUGCUUUUGCAGAUGGCUACCAGAAGCAACUCAUCAUGGUCCUUGGGUUCUGCGCCGCACAGUAG